Pogonomyrmex barbatus (red harvester ant) is the source of this 1218-nucleotide messenger RNA. RefSeq lists its product as uncharacterized. NCBI's taxonomy places the organism in Eukaryota, Metazoa, Arthropoda, Insecta, Hymenoptera, Formicidae. The record is from RefSeq and is a predicted model, not a curated record.
CUGUAUGUAACUUCGUCAUCAAGAGUGAAAUCCGUUAGUAGUCAUUGGUUUGCUGUUCAACAGCAGCAAGCUUCGACGAAUACUUGUUGUGUUUUAAAAGUAAACGAGAAUUCGUUUCGCAUUAUUUUUGGGAAUUAACAUUUUUAUAAAUGUAAGUGCAUCUUAAAGAGUUUCAAGUUUGUAUCUUCGAUUGAAAAUUAAUUCUAGAAAUUCUUACGUAUCGCAUUAAAAAAAAUUAUGUUGCGAAUUUUAAUGAUCCUAUCAUUUAUCUGUUCGUUGGAUUUACUGAGUGCGCGUCCUGCGGACGAACCAACAAAAUUUAUCCUUGGCAAUAUACAAAAUAAUGUCAUACCUUCAAGAUUGGAAGAAGCACAGGAAUUAUUAGAACGUGUUUUUGAUGCAAUUAGAAUUGGCAGAGGAAAAUUUAUCAAUUCGAUAGUAUUGACCAGAAACAUCAUUACCAAUCGAGCGGAGCAAAUAAACAGCGAAUUUCGAAAUAAUACUGAUUCAUUAAAAUCAAACAAGUCACAAAGUCGCAGAUCUAUAUUAAUACCGAUUAGUACAACACCAAGAUCAGUUUUCUUUCCACCGCAAGAAACUGUUCGCUUAGAAAAUGAAACUGCGCAAGGCAUUUUAGAAAGACGAAAACCUGACAACAUCAGACAAAUUUUAGAUAGUGUCCUGACUCCUAAGCCACUUCUUGAUCGAACCAAGGAAGAAGAAAAAUAUGGUAAUUCGGGAGAUAAAUUUAUUGGAGUCGGGAGAGGAAUCAUUAAUUUUUACGAGUACUUUAGCAAUCUUGCAAAUAAUAUAUUGGACUAUCCUGUUAAUGCCGCUAAGCAAGCUUCUAAAGGAAUAACGCGAGCGUUAAACGAAAUAGGAGCACAGCUACUUGGACUCCAAUAAUAAGUAUAAACAUAUAUCUUGUUAUGAAUCACUUCAAAAUCAGCCAACAAUACAAACGAAUAGUUUGUAACAGACAUUGCAAUCUGACAAAAUAUCAGAUAAUGAUAGUUUAGUUUCAGAUCUUUUAAUAUUUCGAGAUAAAAGUAAAUGUUUAAAGCCUGAUGAAGAAACGGAAAAAAAUACCUCAAAUAUACCAAUGCAAAAUUCGCUGGAUGGAAUGAAUUUAUCGAGUUCAAGAUUUGAUCAAGGAAAUACACAUUUGCAAGACACAACAAGUGAAGGAAAUCGAUGAUAAAAAUUCUAAAUGUUAUU